This is a messenger RNA of Trifolium pratense (red clover), 1700 nucleotides long. RefSeq names its product ubiquinol oxidase 2, mitochondrial. Gene Ontology annotation, biological process: alternative respiration. The transcript has 4 exons. NCBI's taxonomy places the organism in Eukaryota, Viridiplantae, Streptophyta, Magnoliopsida, Fabales, Fabaceae. Gene Ontology annotation, cellular component: mitochondrion. Gene Ontology annotation, molecular function: alternative oxidase activity. The coding region runs from base 416 to 1429 and encodes 337 amino acids. The record is from RefSeq and is a predicted model, not a curated record.
GAGAUGGGAUCUGGAUUUGUCCUCUCCAUUGGCUAUAUCAUUGUCCUCUCCUCUAAGAUCCAACGGUUACCGUAAAACAUCAACAAUUCCAAUCCUCCCCCUGAUUGGACAAUUUCAAGCACUAAUGUUAUCUUUACCUCAUCAAAUCAAAACCCAAUUUCAUACCGCCUUACUCCAAGUAGAUACUUAACAAUUUGUUAUCCAAAAUAUACGCGCGUUAUUGCACGUUAAUCUCCCUCCAUACCUUUCCCGUCAUCUCAGCCGUCAAUCACAUUUCUAACCCAUUCAAUCAACGGCGAAAAACCAGUCCUCACAAGUCAUGCACGUAAAUGGGACCCAUAUAUAAACACUAUGCUUCUUCUUCAGUAACCGUAUUUCCAGAUUUCUUGGGAACUCUGCAAAACGUGAUUCCAAGAUGAAGCAUUCAGCAUUGUGCUAUGUGAUUCGCCGAACUUUGAUCGGUGGACGGAACUGUAACCGUCACGGUUCGGCGGUUAUGAGGCCAUUCCUGGCGGAGGAGAUGAGACAGAGGAACUUCGCCGCCGAUGGCAGAAACGGAGGGUUCUUUUACUGGAAGAGGAUGAUGUCUUCGAAAGCGGCGAGUGAGACGGAGGUGAAGUCGACGGAGAAGGAGAAGAAGGAGGAGAGUUCGGGGAAAAAGAAUAACGCGGUGGUGUCGAGUUAUUGGGGAAUUUCCAGGCCGAAGAUUACGAGAGAAGAUGGAACAGAGUGGCCUUGGAACUGCUUUAUGCCAUGGGAGACUUAUCAAUCGAAUUUGUCCAUUGAUUUGAGUAAGCAUCAUGUGCCAAAGAAUUUUCUGGAUAAAGUUGCUUAUAGGACAGUGAAGCUUCUCAGAAUUCCCACUGAUUUGUUUUUCAAGAGGCAGUAUGGUUGUCGCGCAAUGAUGCUUGAAACAGUUGCAGCUGUACCUGGAAUGGUAGGAGGGAUGCUGUUGCACCUCAGGUCACUCCGUAAGUUUCAGCAUAGCGGUGGUUGGAUCAAAGCAUUGCUUGAAGAAGCAGAGAAUGAGAGGAUGCAUUUAAUGACUAUGGUAGAACUUGUGAAGCCGAAAUGGUAUGAAAGACUGUUGGUUCUUGCUGUGCAGGGAGUUUUCUUCAAUGCGUUCUUUGUAGUUUACAUACUCUCUCCAAAGCUGGCUCAUAGAGUUGUUGGGUACCUUGAGGAAGAAGCUGUACAUUCCUACACUGAGUACUUAAAGGACAUUGAGAGUGGUGCAGUUGAAAAUGUUUCUGCUCCUGCCAUUGCUAUAGACUAUUGGAGGCUUCCCAAGGAUGCCAAAUUGAAAGAUGUUGUAACAGUCAUUCGUGCUGAUGAGGCUCACCAUCGAGAUGUUAACCAUUUUGCUUCAGAUAUCCACUUCCACGGUAAAGAACUGCGAGAUGCACCAGCUCCUCUUGGUUAUCAUUAGGGCUACUAUCAUGAAUAUAAAAUUACUCAUUUAGCUUGCAUUACGAAUCUAUAAGCACCUCUUCAUAAAAAAGAAACCUAUAAGCACCAACCAAUGUUUUGAUUAUACAUAAUUCCUAUACUUCAAUCAUACGUUGGAUGACAGUACAUAUACUGGUUAUACUAUUUUUUGUAAUGAACAUGCUGGUUAUGAUUAGACUAUAUACAUUAAUGAUUGUAUACAACUUACAUGAUUUGAAAACCAUGUUAAUAAGAGAGUUACCAUUAGUUUA